This is a messenger RNA of Knipowitschia caucasica, 408 nucleotides long. The record is from the annotation of a GenBank genome assembly. Lineage: Eukaryota; Metazoa; Chordata; Actinopteri; Gobiiformes; Gobiidae.
AUGUCUUGGUGUGAGGGUAAACAAAGGGGUCAGAGGACAGCCGCUGUGGUUUACGCUCUGCUCAUUCCCAAAUUGGACUUCGGCCCAAGUUCUGCAGGGUUUUUGUUCAAACUUAUCAAAGCUGUGAUUGGUCAGAUGAACACUGACGUCUUUGAGAAUCGGAUUUCCAAUAAGUGUAAAGAUGCCGCUAAGCCCGAGGAGAAGAAGGAAGAAGUAAACACAGUCUCGGGGAAAGUGGACGGUGAAAAGCCGGAGAAGAAACCCAAAAAGAGCAAGAAAAGUGCCAAAGAGGAGGAAGAGCAGGAGGAGGAGGAGGAAGAGGAGGAGGCGCCCAGGAAAAAGAAAAAAGACAGAGCCGAAAAAGAUGCGGACGACAAACCCAAAAAAGGCGGAGCCAAAAAAAAGUGA